Molecule: messenger RNA, 1413 nt
Organism: Rotaria sp. Silwood1
Lineage: Eukaryota; Metazoa; Rotifera; Eurotatoria; Philodinida; Philodinidae
Source: the annotation of a GenBank genome assembly
AUGAUUGCCAAUCCUUCACCACAGGUUGAUAUCAUUCCAACAUCAUCAAGACGAUUUCAUUUAAAAGCUAUCGUUUAUAUUUUUGUAAUAAUUUUUGGUUUGGGUACAUGGACAAACUUAGCUGGUCUUUGGGUUGAAUUACCAAUAAUUGUUCCAAUAUUACCCGAAUCAUGGCAAUUACCAGCUAAAUUGACUUUGAUUAUUAAUGCAGCUAAUAUCUUUCCAAUUCUUCUUGUUUUUGCUUCAAUCAUUUUUAAAUUAAACACUGCUCCAUUUGAAAUUCCGGUCAAUUUUGUUCUUCUCGUUACUAGUACUACAUUGGCUGUUGCAUUCGCUUUUUUAUGGGAUAAAACAGCUUAUCUAUUUGGUAGAGAACAAAGUGUUUGUUUAAUGUGUCUAUGUUUUUUCACAGCUGUAGCUGAUUGUAUAUCUUCAACAACAUUUAUUCCAUUUUUACAUCGAUAUGAACCUCUAUAUUUAAAUGCAUAUUUUACUGGUGAAGCACUUACUGCUCUUCUACCAGCAUUGGUAGGCAUUAGCCAAGGCAUUGGAACAUCAGAUUGUGUUAUACCUGAUGAUAAAAUUAAUCAAACAUUGAUUGAAGUUCAUCAUCCACCUCGAUUUUCUGUUCGAACUUAUUUUCUUUUAUUAAGCUCUUUACCAUUAGCAGCUCUUCUUGCAUUUUCAAGUCUUCAUCUUAUGAAAACAGGUCGGAUAGAAAAAAAAACAGCAAUAAAAAAAUCGAAACAUCAUCAAUCUCGAAUAUUUAUUCUAAUGGAUAAUAUACAAGAUAUUGGUAUAAUUCAAAAUACCAUGAAAACAAUAGAUAAAAUUGAAAAUCAAUUAGAAACUAACAAAAAGAAAAUACAAUCAACAGGAUUUGCUACAUCCAAACCAGGAUUCUUUUUAUUUAUAGUAUUUCAAUCGAGUGCUAUGUUAUAUGGAAUAUGUCCAGGUUUAACAACAUUUUCACUAAAUGCUUACAGUGCAACAACAUUCCAUUAUACAAUUAUUGCAAAUUCAUUUGCUUAUCCGAUUAUGACAUUAAUUGGAGCAUUUAUUCCUGAAGUAUCACCAAAAUCUAUCAGUUUUCUUUACAUGACUCAUACAAUUUUUUUUGUAUAUAUUUUUCUAACAGCUAUAUUCUCACCAUGUCCUCCAUUAGUAAACAGUAUAUUGGGUCAUAUAAUUAUCUUUUUCGUAUGGAUUUUAAUUUAUUUAACUGGUUCUUAUAUACGUAUUUUGAUGGGAAAUUACUUUCGAAAGAAAAAAGAUCAUCGUGGUCUUGUAUGGUUUGGUCUAGCAACGCAAAUAGGUGCAUUUGUUGGUUCAUUUAUUAUAUUUAUUCUUACGAAUAUUUCUGAAUUAUUUAAAGAAAGAAAUAUUUGUGAUAAAACAUCACAAUGUUUUUAA